AUGGCUUCAACGUCUUCGUCGGUGCCCCCCUCUUCCAGCACGGAAAGACCAGCCGGAAGAGAGCCCAGUACGAGGAAGAACUACAAAAUCCAUGGCAGCUUUCUCCGUGCUCGCAGUGAAAUUGGCAGCAAGGAGUAUUGGGCAAAGCUCCAGAUGGUGCUCAGGAGCUACUACUUGGCCAACUUCAUGGCCGCAGUGGUCCUGUUUGAUGCAUACUGCACUUGUAUAGAUAUUGAUGCAACUGCAGCCGGUGAGGAGCCCCCACAGCUCUUUGCCUUCCUCUCGGACUGUUGCCUCGUGGCUUACACUCUGGAGGUGGCAAGUUUGCUGGUGGCAUUUGGGGCCAAGGAUUUGCUUAGCGAUUGGAUGAUGGUGGUGGACGUCAUCAUUGUCGGCUGCGGUUGGGCUGAGAUCAUCAUCUCAUCGGCUGCUGGAAACUUCGGCUUCCGAACUGCCGUGCUGCGUGCGCUGCGGCUGGUGAGGAUCUUCAGGCUCAUACGGCUGUUGAAGAAGAUCCGCCCACUGCGGGAGCUGCACAAGCUGGUGAUGAUGAUGGCCACGUGUUUCAGGACACUGCUGUGGUCAUUUCUGUUAUGUUUUCUGGUGAUGACCGUCUGGGCCAUGUUAAUGGUGGAAACUGUGAAUCCCUUCGUGCGGGACAUGCACGCCACUCAGGGCGUUUUUGAGGAUUGCCUGCAAUGUAGACGAGCAACAUCUUCGGUCAUGGAUGCAAACUUAUUGCUUUUCAAGACGGUUAUUGCUGGUGACAGCUGGGGCGAGGUUGCGGUGCCAGUAAUUCAGGCACAUCCAGCAACUGCCUUCAUCUUCGUCGGCUCUCAGCUGACCUUGGUAUUUGGAGUUCUGAAUCUCAUCGUUGCAGUUGUCGUUGACACCUUUGCAGAUGCCCGUCUCAACGAUGUCCAAACCUUGGCGGAGGAGAUGGAGGAUGAGAUUGACUUCGACAGAAAGUCCCUGGCGAAGAUUUUCGGCAGAAUCGACAAGGAUGGAAGUGGACAGCUAUCUUUGCAGGAACUCAUCGAAGGAGCCCGUAGCGAUCAAGAUUUUCAAAGCCGCCUCCGCGUCAUGGAUAUCGACGAGCAAGAUUUGGAGCAGCUCUUCCACAUGAUCGACCAAGAUCAGUCUGGAACUAUCGAGGUGUCAGAGUUCAUCGGCCCCCUGUCCCGGUGGGCACAUGACUCCAAGACGGCCCCCCGCUUCAUCAAGUAUAACAUGCUCCAGGCAAUGCACCUCCAGGAAGAUCUGUACAAUCUUGCCGUGGGGUCCUUCCAGCAGCUGGCAGCCAGGAUAGAGGACUUGUCUUCUCAAAUCCAGGUGUUGAAGCAUGGAGACCUUUCCUUUGCAGUGGCCCAGACGUCAGAACCCGAAGGAUCUCAACCAGAUGUCAGUAAGUCGGACAUGUUGACCUCCGAGAUUCAUGCGCAAGGCGGCCAGGAGAGUCAAGCCAGUGGCGUAGAUGGGCAAAGGAUGAGAGCGAACAUCGAAGCCAUGCUUGAGUCUGCGAUGUCCAGACUUGAAACCAAGUUGGAGAUCAUGCUUGGUGACGAUCACAUGAGGCCGAGAGAUCUGUUGCACAUAGGAUCCCCACAUGAUGAGGUUCGAGCGAGGCACCGGACGGGCAAGAAGAUGCUCCACCCGGAAGCCUUCCGCAGCAUGUACCUGAAUCAUAGCCGCCCAGUUUCCUCGAUCGCCGGUGCAGAUUCCGGCGAGAGGAGCAGGAAGGUCUACUUCGGAGAGAGCGCUUCUCCCAUGUUAAUUUCUGAACAGCUCGGUCCUUUGUCGUCAACAGAUGCUGCUGCUCAUUUACAUGCAGCUGGCAGGUCUGCGGACACUUUUAAAGCGUUUGGCGCUAACAUCUCACCUGUACAGACUGUAAAGAUGUAA
Molecule: messenger RNA, 1902 nt
Organism: Symbiodinium sp. CCMP2456
Lineage: Eukaryota; Dinophyceae; Suessiales; Symbiodiniaceae
Source: the annotation of a GenBank genome assembly